GGAAGGCUGACCAAGCUUUCUGUCUCUCUCUCUCUCUCUCUCUCUCUCCCCCCCUCCCUCCCUCUUAUACCCACACCCUGGAUGCAGGCAGGCGUGCACACGCCGGCAUUUUCACUGAGCUUCCACAUUGCUCUCCCUCCUCCGUGUCUGUGUCUCUAUCCCUCCCUACUCUCUCCGCUGGUGGAUUUUAGCCCACUGCUGUGUGGAACACCGCAAAAUGUCUGACAAGCCUGACAUGACUGAGAUUGCCCGUUUCGACAAGGCAAAGCUGAAGAAGACAGAAACAAAAGAAAAAAACCCUCUGCCCACCAAAGAGACCAUCGAGCAAGAGAGGAAAGGCGAUGCCACACCUUGACUUGUGAGCACAGGAAGAAAAGAAGCUGAGAUGCCACAGCAAAAAGCACUUUCUUUUGAUUAUCACAGUAUUUCAAUCCCUUAUGUUGUCUUCAGAAAAGUGACUGGGGUGCCGUAAGGUUAUAUGGCAUUCUCACAUGGGGGGCUCUCUUACCACUCGGGUGGACAAACUUUAGCCUUGGUGCCUGUCUUGCACUAUUAGCCUAUAGCUAACAUGUCUCCAAUAUUGCCAAACUGGGGAGUGGUGUAGUGAUGUAGCACAGAAAGACAGGCAGGCAUCCAGGCUAAGGGGAGGUGUGUGUGUGUGUGGGGGGUAAUCACAGUCUAAUCACGUGGGAUUUUUUCUUAAUAAACUUUUUACUUUUCUUUAUGAAAUAAAUAUGAAGACGUGGAACCAGUCAGUCCUGUG
This is a messenger RNA of Etheostoma spectabile (orangethroat darter), 763 nucleotides long. RefSeq names its product thymosin beta 2 (gene tmsb2). The coding region runs from base 218 to 355 and encodes 45 amino acids. Gene Ontology annotation, biological process: actin filament organization; regulation of cell migration. The transcript is spliced from 3 exons. The record is from RefSeq and is a predicted model, not a curated record. Gene Ontology annotation, molecular function: actin monomer binding. Gene Ontology annotation, cellular component: cytoplasm. NCBI's taxonomy places the organism in Eukaryota, Metazoa, Chordata, Actinopteri, Perciformes, Percidae.